Molecule: messenger RNA, 2412 nt
Organism: Alternaria atra
Lineage: Eukaryota; Fungi; Ascomycota; Dothideomycetes; Pleosporales; Pleosporaceae
Exons: 2
Coding region: 1-2412 (803 amino acids)
Source: RefSeq, a predicted model, not a curated record
AUGUUGAAAGAUUUGUAUCGUUCGAAGAAGAUGAAUUGUGGGAUUUGUCGUGUUCUAUUCGAAGAGUUGGAAUCCAAGUUGGACUCGAGAUUGGGCGAUGUUAAGAAAUCCGAUCCCCGCACUAUUGGCGUGAAAGCAUCCCUGUUCAUCCCCACCCCGAGAGAAGAUCAUCUUUACUGCCUCCAGUUCAAGAUACGAUACGAGCAAAUCCAAUGUCAAAGAACCUUUGUUUUAAGAGAAACUGAUUCCAUCGAUCCACCCCCUUUCCAGACGCCGAUCUCCGCUAGAACCUCUUCCGAUGAGGUGCUACAGCGUACUUUCCAAUGGAUGGCCAAAUGCCAAUGUCUUGAAGCAGACAUACCCAGGCUGUAUCCAGCGAGGCUCAUUAGUCUCGAGCAGCUGAAGAAGCAGCGCUUCUUAUAUACCAAGACUUUGGAAUCGAUCGACCUGUCUACAGAGGUCAAUGUUCAUCUAGUGGAAAAAUGUGACUGGGAAGACGAGCGGCCGGCCGAGAAUGUUCGCUAUGUCACCCUUUCGCACUGUUGGGGAAAGGUUGCAAAUGAAGAAGAGCGAACCAAAUUGACCUCAGAGAAUAUCGAAGAAUUCAAAAGGGGCAUCAAGUUGAACACUUUGCCUAAGACGUUUCGCCAGGCCAUGAAGUUUGCAGCGCGGCUUCCAAACGUAGGAUACAUCUGGAUCGAUAGCCUAUGCAUUAAGCAAGGCGAUGAAGUGGAUUGGCUGGAGCAGUCUGCCAGCAUGGACAAGGUAUACAGCAAUGCCUUUUUGAACAUCUCUGCUACUGCAGCAGCGAGUAGUGAAGAGGGUCUCUUCUUCGACCGUAGGCCCGAGAUCCUGGUUGAGGACGAGGUUGUUCUCAAUAUCGCUGGUCUUCCUGGCGCUCUGAGCACUUCGCAAAGCUUGUUGCCACACGCACAAGAGACUAGGAGGUCUGUGCUGCAGAUACUUGGCGCUUUCUGGCCAGUAAAGUGGCUGAUGAGCUACCUCCUGAGACGCCUAUAUUCAAUGGCAAUGGUUCUACCUGUCCGAGAAGAUCAAGCACCAAGCCUUAAGCUGACUCCAAAGAAGCUCCCAAUGCUUCAGUCUUCUCAUCAAUUGCUGAACGAGUCAGAUACGGGUAUCGGCAAAGAUACCAAAGGCAAGGAUCUACGACGAUGCACAAUUUUGGACCUUUCUUUCUGGGCGGACCGGGUCGAUAAUGCACCAGUCAACAGAAGAGGCUGGGUGCUGCAAGAGCGGCUCAUGACUCCGAGGGUGCUGCACUUCUGCCGAGAUCAGGUGGCCUGGGAGUGUUCUGAGUUCGAGGCUGCUGAAGGGCAGCCAGAAGGCAUUCCAAACUACCAGCUUACGCUUAGUGGCAUAAGGGCUGGGAGUAGACUGAAAGGUCUUAAUGCCUUGAAAGAUGGGGCCUGGGUACGCAGCAUGCGCUUGCAAGGACUGAAGGAUCCGGAUCCUCAUCUUCAACCAGGUAUAUAUGCGCUUGAACUUUGGCGUCGUAUCGUUGAGGUAUAUUCCAAGACGGCAGUCACACAGCCUGGAGAUAAGCUCAUUGCCUUGUCUGGCAUUGCUCGUUAUAUGUCCAAAGAAAUCGAGGAGACUUCGAAGGCAGCUAUUGUGCGAAAAGCUGAUUCGGCUCAGAUCAGUCAACAGAGGCUUCCAGAAAAAACGCAGUACGUGGCUGGCCUAUGGGCAUUGCACCUUGCGAGCCAACUCCUUUGGUAUAUCGAGCCAACAUUCCGGCAUGUGGACGGCAGCUUCGAACACCUCACCACGUCACCGCCGGGGUACCGUGCACCGUCCUUCUCAUGGGCCGCCAUAGAUGCCGAGAGGGGGAACGGCGUCAAGUAUGGCGAAGUGACCGACCAGGAUCUUCUCAUCACCAUCGAGGAGGUAUCAGUGACCCCACGAUCCGGAUCUGACGAGUUUGGCAUGCUUGACGAUGCUUACAUCGAACUUCAAGUGAAGUUGCGCAAAGCGCUCCUCUUCAAGAAAGGCCAGGAUCGUUUCGGUUGGCGUUUAAUCGGUCGUGAGUUUCUUGACCAAGAAGAGCAUACGGAUGUGUAUCUGGAUUGCCCUGCUAGAGACGGUGCCGAGAAGGAUAACGAGGGGAUUUUAGGCCACGAUGCGAAGAUAUUUGUGGUUCCUGCUGCACACACCGACCGGAAGGCUCCGCGGGAAUCUAAGUACUUGACUUGCCUAAUCUUGCAGCUUGACAGAGAGCGCGAAGCUGGGCCAGUGUUUAAACGAAUCGGUCUGACGAAGUUGAGUCCAUACGGAGACCACAGAGCUCUAAACGACUACGAGAUUUUGAAGCCGUACGACAGUGACGCGAAUAUGCUGUGGGACGUACCUUAUGAUCCGGUGACAGGUAUGCACCGCAUUCGUCUGGUCUGA